Molecule: messenger RNA, 5130 nt
Organism: Platichthys flesus (European flounder)
Lineage: Eukaryota; Metazoa; Chordata; Actinopteri; Pleuronectiformes; Pleuronectidae
Exons: 3
Coding region: 1-4629 (1542 amino acids)
Source: RefSeq, a predicted model, not a curated record
AUGGAGGAGCAGAGUGUGGAGCUGCGGGAACAGCGCGUCAUCGAGCUGGGCGCAGGGACGGGAGUGGUCGGUAUUCUGGACGCUCGACUCGAAAAGGAAAGCCUGUUUGUUACGCUGGAGAGUUUCAGAGAAAGGGACACAACCCGUCCGCUGCCCGUCUCUCCCUGUGCUACAAUCCAGCCGACAAAACAACAGAUCCCUAUCUGCAUGGAGCGUCUGCUCGCCAUCACGCCCUGCACCACCCACGCGAGUGCCAGACACAGUGUAGAUCAAUGCUAUCAUAACAGACAUCAGGCAACCCAUUCUCCAUUUUACUAUGGAGCGCAGCAGGAUCAAGGCAGGGAGUCCGGUUACUGGACUGUCCCAGGAUCAAGGACAGGAGGGGGUCUACAGGACUACACCAACUGGACGGACCCAGAUCUAUCUGCCCCAACUUCUUCCCACUUCCCUUUUAUUCUGGAUCGUCAUACCCGGCAGCACCAGGGUCCGGGAGAGUAUCACCAACAUGAAGCCAGAAGCAGAGAGUGGACAGCAGCUCAACGAGCGGCGAGGGAAUACGAGGGGGGGUUUCUGAGGGAGGGAUGGCAGAGGAGGUGGGAGCCCUCUAAUCCUGUUCGCUACAACAGGGAAGUGUCCACUAAGAGGAGCAACAGCAGCUACCGUGAGCUAGAGGCCUGGGCAGCUCGGUACAGCCAUUCACUCCCGAGGAGGAGACACAGAGAGGCAGAAUUGAGGGGCACCUCCCAUGUCCUGUUGGAGAGCAGCAGGGCUCCAGAGAGGAGGAGUGGGACAGAUCCUCAGGUGGCAGUGCUGCAACAAGUCAGACAAUCUGCCGGCAUCAGGGAAUCCGGAGCGUGGGACAGAGGAGGCCGACAACUAACUCCGACCUAUUAUCCACCACAAGCGCCUGCCCCUGACACAAGCCAUGUGUUGGACAGUAAAGAGAAGGCAGCCUACCAAAGAAGGAUGUUUAGCCAACCUCCUGGAUAUAUUGCUCCUCCUCCCUAUAACAGCCCUCAUAAAAGUUCACCUGUUAUCCACCACUGUGACACCGGCUAUGGGCAGGAAGGGAAGCAACAACACUACUGGUCACAGCCCACUCUCAGAAAGCAGGAUGCAUGUGUAGAUGUUCAGGAUAAGAGGAGGGUAGGGAAGGAGGACUUUAAAAAACCAGAUGUGAAUGAAAUCUGUGCAGAGCUGGAAGGACUUGGGCACAGAGGACCAGGACCAGAUGCUGUCCAGAGUACACACAUGCAACUUGAAUGUAUGCCAUCUCUGCAGCAUCCACAAUUGAUACAAGCCAUUCAGGACAAAAAGACAAAUGAGCAAACAUCCUCAAAGGUCAUUGAAGGAAGAAAGUUCAGAUUAAAUCAAAAGACCGGCGGGUUGACCAUAUUCUGCCUGGUUUCAAGAAUUGCUAGCGCCACAGAAACUCCAUCUCUGCCACUUUGCACUUCCCAAGCAAACAUUCAAAGCACAAGAUUUGGAGAAAGUUUGAACGAUCCAAGGGACAAUGGUGAUUUUUAUCAAACACAAAAGCUUGCAGAUGAAGUAGACUUCAGAGUUCCAACACUCACAGAGCAGUCAAAUACUUCUGGUGGGAGAAAUGUCCAAGACAAACAUAAGACGACAUCUACCUGCAUUGAAAGUGAGAUGUUUAGCGAUAAUCUAUCAAAGAAAAUAGAGACAGGAGAAAACGAUGCAAAUUCCAUAUUUGGGAGACAGGUUACUCAGCCAGUGCACCCUGUGUCCGUUAAAUAUCCUCUGUGGAGGGAGCCAAGUUUCACCAGCAGGGUUGAAACCGAAAGUUCUUCGUCAGUUUUAAAGGCAAACAGUGAGGAAGUAGAAUCAGAUGAUUCAUACAACCUAGGAGAGUGUGCUCCAGGUCAUCCAAUCAAUGUCGAGGUAAGAAGACUAGACAUCCAGGAAGACACCCAGUCUGAGGACAGUAAGGGUCUACUCGUCAUCGACACAUCGUGCGUCGUUGUCAAAAUGGAGCUCAUUCCAUCACCGAAGAAAGAUCAUGUUCUCUAUUUAGGCUCCACAAGACACGCUGAAGACAGCCCGCUCGAUGGUCAGUCGAGCACCUCCAAUGAGUCAAAUGCUCAGCUGAAUCAGGAUGUGCUUCCAAACCCCUUGCAGAUAAAUGACAGGGCUGAGAUUGAACUAGAGUCAGAUUCUGAGGAGAAAAAGGAACCUGAUGGAGGAGGUGACACCUCUGUGUCUUCAUCUUCCAUUUCUGAAAGGGAAACCUUGCAGGGGCGUGCUGUAAGGAUCCUAGGUAUCCCUCUACAUGACUGCAUUACUGAGGAACAACAAGAUGCUACAUCUCUCCUUGACUCGUGUGUUGAGAAGUGUGAUGAGGAGGUUGAACCUUCUCCAGCAACAAAUGACAUUCAUGGUGCAACUGAACAACUCCUACAGGACACAAAAGAUGAGGAACGGUCCCAGGAUAACCUACAAAUGGAUCAGAUGGAGGAUACUGUUCAUUUGAAAGGGAGUGAUGAAGAGGAUCAGGUGCAAAAUGAAGAUGGGAAGCACUUUGCAGGACUUCAAGAGAAGGUGUCUGAUAUGUCUGAGGAGAGGGACACUGAGUCCCAACUUGAAACUGUCAUCAAAAAGUCACAGGAAGCUGAAAUGGCUGAGGACCGUCUGUUUGAACAAACUCAUGAAGAUGGUACCACUGAGCAGAGUGAGGCAGGAAAUCCACUGGUUGAAAAUGACCCGUCUCAAUAUCUCUCUCAGUGUUUCAGUCCAUGCCUAGAUCUUCCUAACUCUUGUUUGCUUUCACACCCAAACCCAACUUCUCUCUCAUAUAUCUCACAGUCAUCCACAGAGGAAGGUCUCAAUCCUCAGUUGGCUGGAUUCGAUACCUCUGAAAACCUUGUUCCUCAUCCCGAAACCUCAUCCCUUUCUGAUGGACCAUUACAGCCAUCUCCUCUCCCCCCUGCAUCUACCAAACCUUCUCCAAGCCCCACUCCCCGUAAAUGUGAUUCCCCAAUUCCUGCUCCUCCUGAUGAGGAUCAGGAUGAGGAGGGUGACACAUCACAGAAAGUAAACGAUGAGAUGAGUGACCCUGAAGAGCUUAGGGGCCAGCAACAACUUGAAUAUGAGCAACCACAGAAUGCUCCUUGUAUAGAAGAGAGCAACAGCACUGAUGAGCAACAAGCAAAAGAAGCCAAUAGGGAAAAUACAGACACUUUGGAACAGGGUCUUGAAAUAUCCAGACAAAAUGCUACAGAGGUCAACAUUUUGCAGCAAGAAUCUUUACGUGUAGAAGCAGAAGAAUGUGUUUGUAUUACAGAAAGUCAUGUGACUGAAGAGCAACAACAAGAAAAAGCCAGUGAGGAUCCAGCUGACAUUUUGGAAAUGACAAUAACGCAAGAAAACAUGACAGCCAGUCAAAGUCAAGUGGAAGUUGAAAUUUUGUUGCAACAAUUCGAUAGUGUUGGUCAAGAGGUUGCUUCCAAUGGAACAGAGAGUUAUUCGACUGCAGAGCAACCACUAAAAGAUCACGGUGAAGAUGCAGAUCUCUCAGUACAGACAUCGGAAAUACUCCAAGACAAUAUGACUGAGGGUGAAACUCAAGUAGAAGAGAAAAUUGUGCAGCAACAAUGUACAAACGUUUCUUGUGUGAUGAGUCCGAUGACAGUAGAGACAUUACAUAUAGAUGUGGAUGAGGAACCAUCAAUAUCCCAAGAAAAUGCUACAGAUGAUCAGACUCAAGCAGAAAUUGAAAUGUUGCAUGAUGUUGAACAGGGAACUGAACCUUCAGACUGCAAGGGGUCUCAGUCACCUCCCGAUGUGCUCUCACCCUCGGAGCUUCCACCUGCAACACAUGCAUCACACCAGUCAAACACAGAACCUGAGCCCCCUCUGGAACGGGAAUCAGCUCUAAAUCCUGUUACUGCUGAUGUUGGCAUCCCUGUAACUGUUUCACCUCCUCUUCAGUUGGACUCGUGUGAGGAAUCCCCUCAGCUUCCAUCUUCCUCUGUCGAUGAAUCGUCCCAGAAUCAGGCUUCCCUCUCUUUUCCCCCCCCUCAAGAUGGAGGUGAAGAUGUUUCAUUUGACCAACCCAACAAAGCGCUCCAAUAUCCCAAGUCCCUGUGGGAUGCGGUAAAUCGUAUUCGGAAACAUACGGCCCCUGACUCUGAGAAUGAAGAGGAGGAAGUAAACGAGCAUUGGGAUCCAGAGAGCACAGAGGGAGAUUUAUGUUGCCUAGAUAUGGUGUUUGACAUGAACUCUGGGAUGAUCAUCUUUGAUAAUGUUUCAACAGGAAGUUUUGAGGACAUAGAGCAGGACCCACGUCAUGAAGAGUCAAGCAUGCGCGCUGAAGAAGACACACUUUCCUGCAGCAGCAACAGCUCUGGAGAUACGAUUAUUGUAGCAGAUGAGGAUGAAAUUGAGGAAAUGCCACCUGAUGCCGUGACAGAAAGCAAGACAGAGAGUGACAAAGAGUUUCCCAUGGCUGAAGGAGAGCGAUGCUUCUCUAGUGAAGUAAAAGAUGAGACUGCAGAGGAUGACGAGGGAGAGGAAGAGCCCAUCAAGGGAGACAAAACAGAAUUGUGUCUGAGUGGGGAACGCACUGCUGAGGUGGACAAUAUAACAGUUAAAGCCAGAAAAAAGUAGACAAGGAGGGUUCCCCCCCUCCCCCUCAGAACUCACACAGGCCGACACUGUACAGAUGUAGUGUAGCAAAGUGAGCUAGUAAUACAAGCCAAGAAAAAAUGAAAGUUGCUCGUUGUGUUUAACAAGAUUUUUUUUAAUAAAAGUCGUUAAAUAAAAGGCAUUUAUCUACUUUUUUAAUGAAAAGUAUUUUUUCAAUGUAAUGUCAUGUUUUUUAUAUAUAUUUGCUUAUCUGUGAUGCAUUCAACAUGAUAGAAAUGUGGGGAUUUGACAGAGGAGAAAUAUUCACAACCAACUCUAUAAAAUUUGUCCUGAAUCCCAAGUGGUUUUGUUUAAAAAAUCUAAGUAAGUGUUUAUGUGCCAUUGCUAAUGUUAUGUAAAUGCAGUCAUGAGAAUAUGAGAAUAUGAAAAUUAAUACAAUAAAAUAUUGAAAUAUUUGCAGUGAUCUUAUAAUGUGGUGACAAAUCUGGCAAAAACAACCAUUGUUAUAUAUUUAAAGUAAAU